UGCAAGCAAUGUGGAAAGACAUUCAGGUGGAGCUCCCAGUUUGCAAAACAUCAGAGAAUACAUACUGGGAAGCAACGUUAUGAAUGCAAGCAAUGUGGAAAAACAUUCAGGGAGAGCGGCUAUCUUGCUGUCCAUCAGAGAAUCCACACUGGGGAGAAACCUUAUGAAUGCAAGCAAUGUGGAAAGACAUUCGGUUGGAGCUCCAGUUUUGCAAAACAUCAGAAAAUCCACACUGGGGAGAAACCUUAUGAAUGUAAGCAAUGUGGAAAGACUUUCAGGGCAAGGUCCAGUCUUACUGUGCACCAGAGAAUCCACACUGGGGAGAAACCUUAUGAAUGUAAGCAAUGUGGAAAGACAUUCAGGGAGAGCGGCUAUCUUGCUGUACAUCAGAGAAUCCACACUGGGGAGAAACCUUAUGAAUGCAAGCAAUGUGGAAAGACAUUUAGGGUGAGUUACCAUGUUGUUGUACAUCAGAAAGUCCACAGCAGGGAGAAACCUUAUGAAUGCAACCAAUGUGGAAAGACAUUCAGGGAGAGAGGCUAUCUUGCUAUACAUCAGAGAAUCCACACUGGGGAGAAACCUUAUGAAUGCAACCAAUGUGGAAACACAUUCAAGAAGAGGUCCCAUCUUGCUGCACAUCAGAGAAUCCACACUGGGGAGAAACCUUAUGAAUGUAACCAAUGUGGAAAGACAUUCAGGGAGAGAGGCUGUCUUGCUAUACAUCAGAGAAUCCACACUGGGGAGAAACCUUAUGAAUGCAAGCAAUGUGGAAAGACAUUCAGGUUGAGGUCCCAGUUUGCAAAACAUCAGAGGAUCCACACAGGGGAGAAACUUUAUCAAUGCAAACAAUGUGGAAAGACAUUCACAGAAAGCUCCAGUCUUGCUGUGCAUCAGAGAAUCCACACUGGGGAGAAACCUUACAAAUGCAACCAAUGUGGAAAGACAUUCAGGCAGAGCUGCCAGCUUCCAAAACAUCGGAGAAUCCACACUGGGGAGAAACCUUAUGAAUGCCAGCAGUGUGGAAAGACAUUCAGGGAGAACUCCAACCUUACUGAGCAUCAGAGAAUCCACACUGGGGAGAAACCUUAUGAAUGCAAGCAAUGUGGAAAGGAAUUGAGCACAAGGUCCAGUCUUACUGUACAUCAGAGAAUCCACACUGGGGAGAAACCUUAUAAAUGUAAGCAAUGUGGAAAGACAUUCAGGGUGAACUCCAACCUUACUGAACAUCAGAGAAUCCACACUGGGGAGAAACCUUAUGAAUGCAACCAAUGUGGAAAGACAUUCAGAGCAAGGUCAAGUCUUACUGUACAUCAGAGAAUCCACACUGGGGAGAAACCUUAUGAGUGCAAACAAUUUUGAAAGACAUUCAGGGAGAGCUCCAGUCUUGCAACAUAUUAGAGAAUCCACACUGGGGAGAUACCUUAAUGCAAGCAAUGUAGAGAAGAUUUCAGAAUGUAAUAAUUAAAAGUAGUGUUCCAUGGUACCAUUUAUAACAAAUAUUACAUUGGCUGCCUGUUAAUAGCUUUAUUAUAGCAAUGUAGAGAUUGUAGAGAGGGAAAUAUGUGAAAGAGAUGAGGAGUUUUCUCACCUACCACCUUAAGUGUCUAUCCAAUGGAAUCCAACUUGCUCCCUGACAAAGUUUCAAUCUCCAGCCAGAAGAGAGGGACAAUCUCAGCCUCCAGGUUCAAAUUUUGGGAUAGAAGUCCAUGAGUCUUCAGCCUGAGUCACCAACCCAGAAUGAAUUUCAUGUUCUUCAGACUUCUGUCUUGCUUUUAUCAUCCCUUUUCUCCAUGUCACUUUUCUGGAAACAGUCAUAGUUCUUUAACUUGCCUGGCACCACUCAGGGAGGCAGUACCUGUGAGACCAAUUUAUUGUCUUUUUAGUUUCAACUUCUUUUCUCAAAGGGUGUGUCUAUCCUUACAAAUCUCAAUGGUAAA
This is a messenger RNA of Gracilinanus agilis (Agile Gracile Mouse Opossum), 1937 nucleotides long. RefSeq names its product zinc finger protein 420-like. The record is from RefSeq and is a predicted model, not a curated record. Gene Ontology annotation, biological process: regulation of transcription by RNA polymerase II. Gene Ontology annotation, cellular component: nucleus. Gene Ontology annotation, molecular function: DNA-binding transcription activator activity, RNA polymerase II-specific; RNA polymerase II cis-regulatory region sequence-specific DNA binding. NCBI's taxonomy places the organism in Eukaryota, Metazoa, Chordata, Mammalia, Didelphimorphia, Didelphidae. The annotation marks the transcript as partial. The transcript has a single exon.